ACGCUGUUCACUGAGAUGGACACACUCCAGCACGAUGGAGAAGAGAUGGAGUGGAAAGAGUCGGCCAGGUGGAUUAAGUUUGAAGAGAAGGUGGAAGACGGAGGGGAGCGAUGGAGCAAGCCGCACGUGUCGACCUUAUCCCUGCACAGCCUCUUCGAGCUGCGCACUUGCCUGCAAACGGGCACCGUGCUGCUCGACCUGGACGGCUACUCCUUGCCGCAGAUAAUAGAUGAUGUCAUCGAGAAGCAGCUCGAAGAUGGCCUGCUCAAGCCGGAGCUACGGGAGAAGAUCAGCUUCGUGCUGCUGCGGAAGCACCGCCACCAGACCAAGAAGCCCAUCCACCGAUCGCUGGCCGAUAUCGGCAAAUCCGUCUCAAAUACGAACCGCAGCCCCACCCGGAGCCCAGCGACGGGGGCCAGCUUCCACCGCUCCUCCGAAGACCUGAGGAUGAGGCAGAGCGCCAGUUAUGGGCGAUUGCGCCAUGCCCAGAGCAGGAGUAUGAAUGACAUCACAGAAACACCAAGCACCGACCAGCUCAAAAAUAAGUUCAUCAAGAAGAUCCCCAAAGAUGCGGAGGCCUCGAACGUGCUGGUGGGAGAAGUGGAUUUCCUGGACAAGCCCUUUGUGGCCUUCAUCCGGCUCACGCAGUCGACCAUGCUGGGCGGGGUGACAGAAGUGCCCGUCCCGACACGAUUUCUCUUUAUCCUGCUGGGCCCCACUGGGAAGGCCAAAUCCUACAAUGAAAUCGGUAGAGCCAUCGCCACACUCAUGGUAGACGACCUCUUCAGCGAUGUCGCCUACAAGGCCAGAGACAGAGACGACCUGAUAGCAGGCAUAGACGAGUUCCUGGACGAGGUCAUUGUCCUUCCGCCUGGAGAGUGGGACCCGAGCAUCCGGAUAGAGCCCCCCAAGAAAGUGCCGUCUGCGGAGAAAAGGAAGUCUGUGUUUUCACUGAGCGAAGUGGGGCAGAUGAACGGCGCGGCUGGUGGAGCAGGUGCCGGCGGUGGCGGGGCAGGCGGAGGGGGCGGCAGUGAGGAUGAGGAGAUGCCGGCGGUGCAUGAAAUUGGAGAAGAACUCGUCUGGACCGGGAGGUUUUGCGGCGGCCUGUACUUGGAUAUCAAGAGGAAGCUGCCCUGGUUCCCCAGUGAUUUCUACGAGGGCUUCCACAUCCAGUCCAUCUCGGCCAUCCUCUUCAUCUACCUGGGCUGCAUCACGAACGCCAUCACCUUUGGCGGGCUGCUGGGGGAUGCCACAGAGAACUACCAGGGCGUCAUGGAGAGCUUCCUCGGGACCGCCAUGGCCGGCUCCCUCUUCUGCUUCUUCGCUGGGCAGCCCCUCAUCAUCCUGAGCAGCACCGGGCCCAUCCUCAUCUUCGAGAAGCUGCUCUACGACUUCAGCAAGGGCAACAGCAUCGACUACAUGGAGUUCCGCCUCUGGAUCGGCUUGCACUCCGCCCUGCAGUGCCUGAUCCUGGUGGCCACGGACGCCAGCUUCAUCAUCAAGUACAUCACGCGCUUCACUGAGGAGGGCUUCUCCACCCUGAUCAGCUUCAUCUUCAUCUAUGACGCCAUCAAGAAGAUGAUCGGCGCCUUUAAGUACUACCCCAUCAAUUCAGACUUCAAGCCGGACUACGUGACCAUGUACAAGUGCGAGUGCAUUGCGCCCGACCCAGUGAAUACAACAUUGUUCAAUGCUUCAGCUCCGCUGGCACCAAACAACACUAACAUUUCUGUGUAUAACCCUAUUAAUGUAACAGCCUUGGACUGGACUCAGCUGAGCAAAAAGGAAUGCCUGAAGUAUGGCGGAAGCUUGGUGGGGAAAUCCUGCAAAUUCGUCCCCGAUCUGGCCCUCAUGUCUUUCAUUCUCUUCUUUGGGACAUACUCCAUGACACUGACUCUGAAAAAGUUCAAAUUCAGUCGCUACUUUCCAACAAAGGUCAGGGCCCUGAUUGCUGAUUUUUCCAUUGUCUUCUCCAUCCUCUUCUUCUGUGGAAUAGAUGCCUGUUUUGGACUGGAUACUCCCAAGUUGCAUGUGCCCAGUAUAAUUAAGCCCACCCGCGUGGACCGAGGAUGGUUCGUCUUCCCCUUCGGGAAGAACCCUUGGUGGAUCUACCUGGCCAGCGCCCUUCCGGCCCUCCUGGUGACCAUCCUGAUCUUCAUGGACCAGCAGAUCACGGCUGUCAUCGUGAACAGGAAGGAGCACAAGCUGCGGAAAGCAGCCGGCUACCACCUGGACCUCUUCUGGGUGGGCAUCCUCAUGGCCGUGUGCUCCUUCAUGGGGCUCCCAUGGUACGUGGCAGCCACGGUCAUUUCCAUCGCGCACAUUGACAGCCUGAAGAUGGAGACGGAGACCAGCGCACCGGGAGAACAGCCCCAGUUCCUGGGGGUGAGGGAGCAGAGGAUCACGGGCAUCAUCGUGUUUGUCCUGACGGGGAUCUCCGUCUUCCUGGCACCCAUCCUCAAGUACAUCCCAAUGCCGGUGCUGUACGGGGUCUUCCUCUACAUGGGCGUGGCCUCCCUGAACGGGAUCCAGUUCUGGGAUCGCUGCAAGCUCUUCCUGAUGCCAGCCAAGCACCAGCCCGACUACGCCUACCUGCGGCACGUGCCCCUGCGGCGGAUCCACCUGUUCACCGCGGUCCAGAUCGUCUGCCUGGCCGUGCUCUGGAUCCUGAAGUCCACUGUGGCCGCGAUCGUCUUCCCGGUGAUGAUUUUAGCUUUGAUUCUAGUCCGAAAGAUGCUGGACUUCGUCUUUUCCCAGCACGACCUGGCGUGGAUUGACAAUAUCAUUCCUGAAAAGGAUAAGAAGACAGAGGAGGACAAGAAGAAGAAGAAGAAGAAGAAGAAGAAAGGCAAUCAAGGCGAGGAGGACAGCAGUGAUGAGCCCAAGUUCCCAACUCCCUCUGUUAUAACAAUCCCACUGGAACCCCAAAACCGUAUCCAUUCCGUUUCCCGUCCCUUUCGGCUUUCCAGCGGGCAGGGUGCUGCAAGUCCCGGCAGCAUAGCGUCGUACGAGCGAGCAGCAGCCCCACUUUACGCCCAGCACACCGCAAGAUGCCCCAAGCCACGCCCGCCACCUUCCUCGGAGCUAGGAGGACGCCGGGUUAGCUCCUGUGGCCGGUCGUCUCACGACCGCACUCAGCCGCAGCCAUGCCACCUCGGGUUCUUUCGUGAAGCACCCAAGGCGGCGGAGAAGCAAAGCCCCGGGGGGCAGGCCUGCGAAAGCGACACGCUCUGGCCCCUGCAUAUUACACUUCACCUGAAGAUUUCCUGCCCAUCUUCUCCUGCCUUUAAUUACUCCCGAAACCCCAUCUGUGCUGUGCCCCAGGUGAAGAUAGAGAUGGAGUCAGAUUAUGACGAUACUGACACCGAAAAACACCCUCGGGACAUGGGCAGCGAGACCACCCUAUAG
This is a messenger RNA of Varanus komodoensis (Komodo dragon), 3408 nucleotides long. RefSeq names its product solute carrier family 4 member 5 (gene SLC4A5). Gene Ontology annotation, molecular function: solute:inorganic anion antiporter activity; monoatomic anion transmembrane transporter activity; sodium:bicarbonate symporter activity. The coding region runs from base 16 to 3408 and encodes 1130 amino acids. Gene Ontology annotation, biological process: monoatomic anion transport; transmembrane transport; bicarbonate transport. The record is from RefSeq and is a predicted model, not a curated record. The transcript is spliced from 25 exons. NCBI's taxonomy places the organism in Eukaryota, Metazoa, Chordata, Lepidosauria, Squamata, Varanidae. Gene Ontology annotation, cellular component: plasma membrane.